UGAAUGGAGAAGGUAGGAGACGAUGUGGUGAAGGAGGAGAUGAGGAGAGGAUGUAGGGCAGCUUCUCUGUAGGGAGGGGCAAGUGGUGACAGAGCAGGGGGCGAGCCAUAUAGAGACAGACAGAGUGAGCGAGGAGCAGCUUUGCAUUGAGGCUGCAGACAGACUAAAGCAUCAGCUGCUAACACGCACGCACACACACACACACACUCACACAGACACACACACAAGCAACGUUCGACAGCAUCAGGAUCGGCAGCUCCUCCAUCUUCCUCCUGUUUGCUGCUGAGAGAGGACAUGGCUACAUAACUCCUCUCCUCUCCUGUCCUCCUCCUCCUCUCAGAAUGCUGGGUGUGUGAUGCGGCGGCUGCGUUGUGGUAGCCAGGAGUCAUUGCUAAGCGCUGGCUGUGUGUCAUCCUUGGAGCUCAGAAUGGACCAGUCAGUGAUCAUCAAACCCGUUCACUCCUCCCUGCUGGGACAGGACUACUGCUUUGAGGUAACGACCUCGACAGGCACCAAGUGCUUCUCGUGCCGUUCGGCAGCAGAAAGAGACAAAUGGAUGGAGAACCUGCGGCGAGCCGUCCACCCAAACAAGGACAACAGCCGCCGGCUGGAGAAUGUGCUGACGGUGUGGGUGAUCGAGGCCAAAGAUCUGCCCGCCAAGAAACGGUACUUCUGCGAGCUGUGUCUGGACGACAGUCUCUAUGCCCGGACGUCGUGCAAACUGAAGACAGACAACAUCUUCUGGGGCGAACGCUUCGACUUCAGCAGCCUCCCCUCCGUCGCCUCCAUCACGCUGCAUCUGUACAAAGACACUGACAGGAAGAGGAAGAAAGACAAGAGCAGCUAUGUUGGCCUGGUAAACAUCCCUGUUGCCACAGUAACUGGCAGGCAGCUGGUGGAAAAGUGGUACUCUGUGAGCACACCCAGUACAAUCCGAGGGAAGUCAUCGGUUCCGACAGUUCGAGUCAAAGCUCGUUAUCAGAGUAUCGUUAUCCUGCCGAUGGAGCAGUACAAAGAGUUCGCAGAGUACAUCAGCUCCAACUACUUGCUUCUCUGCUCCACCCUGGAGGCCUCCAUCAGCCUGAGAGCAAAGGAGGAACUGGCUGCUGCACUCGUGCACAUCCUGCACAGCACUGGCAAGGCUAAGGAUUUCUUGACUGACCUGAUGAUGUCAGAGGUAGACCGUUGCCGAGACAACGACCAGUUGAUCUUUAGAGAGAACACGCUGGCAACCAAAAGUAUUGAAGAAUACUUGAAGCUGAUUGGACAGAAGUACCUACAGGAUGCCCUCGGUGAGUUCAUCAAAGCUCUGUACGAGUCUGAUGAGAACUGUGAGGUGGACCCGUCUCGCUGUGCGACCUCUGACCUCGCAGAGCAUCAAGCCAACCUGAGGAUGUGCUGUGAGUUGGCGUUUUGCAAGAUCCUUGAUUCCUACAGGGUUUUCCCUCGGGAACUGAAGGAGGUUUUUGCGUCAUGGCGUCAGGAGUGCAGUAACCGGGGACGACCGGACAUCAGUGAGCGUCUCAUCAGUGCUUCGUUGUUCCUGCGCUUCCUGUGCCCGGCAGUGAUGUCACCAUCACUGUUUGACCUGAUGCAGGAAUACCCGGACGAGCGAACAGCAAGGACCCUGACCCUGAUCGCCAAAGUGAUCCAGAACCUUGCCAACUUCAGCAAGUUCGGCACUAAAGAAGAAUACAUGUUGUUUAUGAAUGACUUCGUGGAGCGGCAGUGGAGCAGCAUGCAGCGUUUUCUGCAGGAGAUCUCAAACCCUGAUGGACUGAACCAUACAGCUGGCUUUGAUGGAUACAUUGACCUGGGCAGAGAGCUGUCCAGCCUACACACUCUGCUGACUGAAAUCGACCAGGUGUGCCUAUCAAAACUUGGCCCUCUUCCUCGGAUCCUCAGGGACGUGUCAGCAGCUCUUGUGAACCCAGGAGGCAUGGCCAGUGCUGGAGGUGUUUCAUCACCGGAGCCUCAGCGUGUGGUGUCUCCCCCCCCUUUGUCCCCACCUCUGUCUCCGCCCCUGGCAGCCUGUAAUCCCUCAGUUGGCCUGCAGGGUGGCGUGGGACUGGAUGGAAGUAUGGUGGACUUCACCAGACUUCCAUCUCCGACUCCAGAAAACAAGGAUUUGUUCUUUGUCACAAAAGGCUCCAGCCUGCAGCCUGCAUCAGGUAUGCGGGGCUCCCCGGCUCCAAGCUCAUCCUACUCGGAGCCUAAUGAGAACGAUGUGGGGUUUGAAAUGACCAAUGGGGCCCGUAGAGAGGGGCCAGAGCUGACCAAUGAAAGCCGCAGUCUGUCUCUGGUGGACCUGCAGGACUCCUCUCCUGGCGACGGCCUUGAUGACAGCCAAUGGCAGCGAAGGACAGGGCUCCUCCCCCUCUCCUUUCAGAACCCUGUCUAUCACAUGACCACCACGUCACCACGACAACCCCAGCAGCAGACGGAUGCUACACCCUCAGACAGUUCAGUUGGCUCACAGGGAAACGCUGAAGACAGGAACACCACAGCAACCAAACCGGCAUUCCUCACACAGAUGUCGGUGGGGUUGGGGGGGGUAGAGAGGGGGGAGAGAAUGUCCGCCAUGUCGAGCAGCAGCAGCGGCGAGGAAUAUUCUAGACGAGCUCUGUCUUUAACCGACACGCUCAUAGGUAGCUCCGCCCCCCCGCGGCAGAACUCCUCAGGUCCUCAACGACGCAUUGAUCAGCCUCCUCCACCGUCCUCCGCUCCACCUGGUCCUCCCAGAGGCAGGACACCUCCCAGCAUGCUCAGUGGUUCCGCCUACCCACCGCGCCCCGCCUCAGGCAGCAUGAUGUCAUCAAGCCCCGAUUGGCCAAGCAGUGGCCAAUCACGGCUCAGACAGAUGUCAUCAUCAUCUAAAGGAGACAGCCCUGAGAAGCAACGGCCUGCUGCCAAGGCUCCAUCUCCCUGUGCACUGGAUCGAACUGCUGCCUGGCUGCUGAACAUGAAUUCUGCCUCUUCCUAUGGCGAGACAGAGGAAGAUCGUCAUGACGACGCACUGUUGGAGAAGUACCAGCAGGAGAUCGCACUGCUACAGGAGAAGCUGCGGGUCGCCGCUCUGAGACAGGAGGAGUGUGAGGCUCGCCUGAUGGUCCAGGAUCAGCAGAACCAACGCAUGCUUCAGGAGUACCAGUCUCGGCUGGAGGACACGGAGAGCAGACUCAGAAGGCUGCAGGAUGACAAAGACCUUCAGAUGAAUAGCAUCAUCAGCAGGUUGAUGGCGGUGGAGGAGGAGUUGAAGAAAGAUCACUCUGACAUGCAGGCGGUGGUCGACUCCAAGCAGAAGAUCAUAGAGGCCCAGGAGAAGAGAAUUGCGAGCCUCGAUGCAGCAAACACCCGUCUGAUGGCGGCUCUGACUCAGCUAAAGGAGCGGUACGCCGUGACAUCACAGAGGAACGGCCUGUCUCCUAGCAACACGUCGUCCCUGCAGAUUACAGAGAACGGAGAGUUCCGUAACUCUGGCAACUGCUGAGCAACUGUUAUCUGAGCUGUGAUUGUCUGUGAGUGCAGGGAAGGGACAGGCUUGACCACCGGGAUCAUGAAUGGGGUGGAGCUAACUUACUGACUCCUUAAAAAUAAAAAGAAUUUUAAAAAACCCACAGACCAAGCACCCUCUGAUCUGACCACUCCCCUGUUGCUAGGUUAUCCUUCACCUCCUCGUUUGUUUUGCAUGUUUCUCUUCGGACAUUCUAUGAAGUCUGACUUUGUUUCCUGUUUAUGUUGGGUACUUCCUAUAAGGAGGCAAAAAACAGCCAAAUUUAUUGCUGUUCGCCACCUGAUACAAUUCCUCCUGUAUAUGGCUCUGGUGUUUACAGGUGUCUGUUAAUGGUAACCAUAGCGACACACUGGUUCCUCCAGCUGGAGCCACAGUAUCAAUCUUUCUUUGACUCUUUAUCUUCAGAUCAUCAGUCCAGCAUUUCUUCAUCCGGGUUAGCCUAGCUUAGCACAAAGAAUGGAAGCAGGUGGAAAGUGUUAGCCAAGCUUCAAACCUUUCAGUGAUUGUGUUGGCCUCUCUGGGCUUCUGUAGCUUUGAAUAUUUAGUUCAUGUGGAUCAGAUAAGGUCCUCCAGAGUUAGAUGCUAGUUUGUGUUGUUUUAAAGAAUUUCAAUGUAAACAGCAGAUUUUAUUGUAAAACAGUAACAACUUUAAAUUGUGAUGAAUAGUUUGUGACCCCACACACAUGCACACACAACUGUCUCUGCUGUGCACACUGUGGCUUCUGUCUGUUCUGUAUUUAUGUUCCAGAUCCUCUUAUUGUUAUUUAUCUACAGUAUUUAUAAAGAGACAAUAAAAUGAUACAUCAUCAAA
This is a messenger RNA of Melanotaenia boesemani (Boeseman's rainbowfish), 4325 nucleotides long. Its product is annotated as disabled homolog 2-interacting protein-like. Bases 356 to 3490 code for a protein of 1044 amino acids. Gene Ontology annotation, biological process: regulation of GTPase activity. The record is from RefSeq and is a predicted model, not a curated record. NCBI's taxonomy places the organism in Eukaryota, Metazoa, Chordata, Actinopteri, Atheriniformes, Melanotaeniidae. The transcript has 18 exons.